AUGGAGGGAAGAUAUGAAUCAGUUGAGGAAGCAGUUACAUCUAUAAAAUUCUGGUUGCAGCAGAUGGCCUCUUCCAUAAAUAAGGUUAAUGUCCUUCCUUCUCAUGAUGCUAGAAUUUUGUCUGAUUUGGACAUUCCAUGUGUGAUGCAACGUUGUGGGGGUGUUAUUAGGGAUGAGUUUGGGAAAGUUAUGGCUGGUUUUACAUCUCAAUUAGGGGAGGCUACUAAUACAGAAGUAGAGUUGAGGGCUAUUAUUGAAGGUUUGAAGAUUCAUCCUUUUGAGGUUCAUCCAAUGCAUCAGUAUAUGGAAGGUAAUCAAGUGACAGGUACAUUGGCAAAAUUAGGUGCAAAAGGGCAUAUACAGAGGUUUUACUCGCACAUGAAGCUAUCCAAAGUUGCUCAUGGACUUGUCCGUUUAGAUCGACUUGGAGUAGCUUAUAUUCGUAGUUGA
Molecule: messenger RNA, 450 nt
Organism: Fraxinus pennsylvanica
Lineage: Eukaryota; Viridiplantae; Streptophyta; Magnoliopsida; Lamiales; Oleaceae
Source: the annotation of a GenBank genome assembly